AUGGGUGGCCUGGCUUUUGUUUCUCAUAUCUUAUCCAUCAAAACGCCUCGUAUGAGUCGGGAAGUCUACAACAAAGCUCUCAAACAAAAUCAAGCCAUUCUACGAGGAUUCUACUCCAAAGUUGCGAGUGCUAUCGAGGGCCCUGGCAAGACUACGUAUGGAGAUGUCGAUAUUCUUGUUGCGUUGCCUUUGAAGGACGCGUUCUCUUCAGAAGAACGAGUUGCAGACAGGCUCAAAAAAGCUUUGAAUGCAGUCGCCUGGAUACAAGAUAAAGGCAGUCCCACCAUCAACUUUGCGGUUCCUUGGCCGAAAAAUUCCAUCGCUGGUGAUGGCGAUGUGGUAGGUGAGGGUGGGGGGGAACUGGACGAAUCUACAGAUGCGGCAUCAGAGGAGUGGUAUGUUCAGGUUGAUGUUCAUACAUGUAAAGAUGAGCAUGAAUUUGGUUGGGAACUGUUUCACUCUUCCCAUGGCGACUUAUGGAACAUCAUCGGCACAACCAUCAGGAGAUUUGGACUUACUGUCAAUAACCGUGCAUUGUUCAUUCGGAUUCCUGAAAUUGAGUUGGCUGACAGGAAGAAGAGCAUGUUAUUUCUGACUGAUGAACCUACCAAGAUACUCGACUUCUUAGGCUUAGAUGAAGAAAAGUGGUGGAAACGUUUUAGUACUCGUCAGGAAAUGUUUGAAUAUGCAGCUUCAUGUCGAAUGUUUUCGGUCAAAGAUAUAGUCGAAGGGGAAGUAAAAGAAAGGAAAAAGCUAAAGCACAAUGAUCGACAACGCAUGACAAAACGUCCUACUUUCAAAGCUUGGGUUGAUGAAUUCAUACCUCAAUGUCGCAAAGAAAGGAAAUAUGGCGAUAGUAAAAUCACGAGGAAAGAGAUUCGAAAUGAAGUUUUCGAAAAGUUUGGUGUCAAGGGGGAAUACGAAACCAGACAACAAGAAUGGAAUCUGAAAAGACAUCUAAUGGAAUUAACGAGGGAUGGUAUCAAGGGCAAUAUUCCUUUGGAUACAGUGGAUGGUCAAAUGAGGUUGGCAGCUAUCAAAGUUCUGAAGGGUAUCAUCAUAGAUGGAGAGCCAUACGAGGGAAGUGUGCCAAAGGCUGCAAUGAAGGAUGAGAAUGGAUUCUACGACCUUGAGCUGGUCAAACAUUUCGUGAUUGAAAAUUGGGAGAACGCAGGGAGGGCUGGCAUGGCAAGGCAGCAAGUCAAAAUCAGGGAAGUCAUGAAGGCGAAAGCUGAAAUUAAUGCAAAGGCGAAGGCGGAGCAGGAUUAUGCUCUACAGUAG
This is a messenger RNA of Sclerotinia borealis F-4128, 1281 nucleotides long. Lineage: Eukaryota; Fungi; Ascomycota; Leotiomycetes; Helotiales; Sclerotiniaceae. The record is from the annotation of a GenBank genome assembly.